AUGAGUCAAAAGGAAGGCUCCGGUGAAAUUCAAAUCUCUGCUUCCGGUGCUCAUCUUAUGAAGGUUAAACAAGAAGCCGGAGAGAAGAUGAAGAAGGAUGCCAAGAAGAAGAAGGCUAAAGACUCAAUUGGAGCGAGAGUCAAGAGGAUGAAGAAGAAAGAUGGCAAGAGCACCUCCUCUGGACCUUACUCUCCCUCGCUGUUGAAGAGUCAGGAUGUCGUUAAUCUCGUCGUCCAAGCUCAUGGCAAGAGUAAUCUAGCCAGGGCUUGUACUGACGAUGAAACCCCUGAAACUGUCCCGGAGGGUUGGUUCUGUAUUCACGAGAAAUACAUCUCCAAGUGCCACCUUAGGUUCCCUCUCCCAACCCUCUUGCUAGAUCUCCUAGAUCACUAUCAACUGGCCCUUUCCCAACUUUGCCCCUCGGUUAUCCGAGUGGUGAACGGAUUCAUCACCAGGGCUAAGGAAGAAGGAGUUAUCGUAGGGUUGAGUGAGCUGAUGAGUCUGUUCCUGAUAAAGGAGAGCUCUUCCAAGGAUGGUGGAAGCGGGACCUAUUACCUCCCCUGUCGUCCGAGGCUAGGCAUUUUUAAGUUUACGGCCAGUGAUGAUGACUGGCGAAAGAAGUAUUUCUAUGUCAAGAUCGACCCUUCGACGGUUCCUGGAUAUGUUUGUGUAUUCGUUUUUGCUUAUCGCGAUUUGCUAACCUCUUUGAUUCUUCUUGCAGAGAUUGAGGACCCUGUCAAGUUAUCCGGUAAACUCACCAGAGCUCUCUAUAGGAAGCUGCAGCACAGCCCUAAUACUUUGGGAGCUUAUACUACUACGAGAGUUGGGUCAGCUAGGUUCCCUGAACGAUACAAGGCUUCUUUUCCUGAUUCAGUUUCGGUUGCUGGUUUAGAAGUUUCCGAAGGCGAAUCGAUAUUCUCGGUCUCGUCAGGAGCCAGUACCUCAGAAAAGACUCAGUCACAGAAGAUGCCUAUCCAGCCCUCAUUCCGUUCCAGGGGUAGAUCAACCAAAGCUGCUAGCUCCUCUCGAGGAAGUGACAAGAAUCAAGGAGGAUCCUUCCUCAGCUCUGUGAAGGAAGUCCUUGACGAUGGAGGCUCUGCUCCUGCUAAAGAUGCCGGUCGCUCCGAGCCCAAAGUUCAGGAAGUUGUCCCUCAUUCUGAGGUCCCGAAGACGGAAGCUGAUCCUCAAAUGUUAGCUGGAGCUAUCAACAGGGCUCAGUUCAAAUUUGAGGACACUGUGCACAAUGCCCCCAUCACUGAAGAAUUAGCUCAGGUUACUGAGCUAGUGAAGGCUACCAAGACGGAGCUUGACCAGGCUCGGAUUCAGGUCUCUGAACUUCAAGCUGAGGUCAAGAGACUCGGCUCCAAGGCUGACGUUCAGCAAGGGACGAUCGAGAGUCAAGCGAUUGAUAUCCAAGUGAAGAAUAGGAAGAUCGGGGAGUUAGACUCUGCUCGGAAGAUAGCCGAGUACCAGGUCAAAGAGCUGAUCGCUUCAUCCCAAGACAACCAGAAGAACAAGGAAGCUGAGGUCAAGCUUGCCGUCCGGAAAGGAAAGAAGGAGGUAGCUGAUGCCUACAACAAGAUCUUGGUUUCUGUCAAGGAGAAAUUCUCCAAAAAGAAGGAUGAAGUCGAUCUUCUGGUUUACGCUCAAGAGCUUCAGGCUAAUACUGAGCUCCUAAAGGACAUGCUGGACAAUGAAAUCAAGAGUGCUAAAGAUGAGUACCAUCGCUUGGUGGCUAUGAUGCCGGAGGCAGUUGCUGCUUACGAAAAGGCCCAAGUCUCGGACUUCUCGCUCCAGUCGAGGCGUCCGAGAUGGGCGAUGAUAAGGAGGCAGAAGAGGGAGGUCCAUCCAAAGAAAGUGAACCAGCUGAAGGAGAUAAGAAAUAUCGGGAGGAGCUCCCGUGAUGAUGAUGUCUAA
Molecule: messenger RNA, 1917 nt
Organism: Raphanus sativus (radish)
Lineage: Eukaryota; Viridiplantae; Streptophyta; Magnoliopsida; Brassicales; Brassicaceae
Exons: 5
Coding region: 1-1917 (638 amino acids)
Source: RefSeq, a predicted model, not a curated record